Messenger RNA from Malassezia japonica, 2964 nucleotides. It is a transcript of the gene SYF1, whose product is annotated as pre-mRNA-splicing factor syf1. Gene Ontology annotation, biological process: generation of catalytic spliceosome for first transesterification step; mRNA splicing, via spliceosome. NCBI's taxonomy places the organism in Eukaryota, Fungi, Basidiomycota, Malasseziomycetes, Malasseziales, Malasseziaceae. Gene Ontology annotation, molecular function: protein binding. The coding region runs from base 1 to 2964 and encodes 987 amino acids. The transcript has 3 exons. Gene Ontology annotation, cellular component: Prp19 complex; post-mRNA release spliceosomal complex; U2-type catalytic step 2 spliceosome. The record is from RefSeq and is a predicted model, not a curated record.
AUGCCAGGCGCUGAGGAAUCCGGCGCGUCUGAGCUGGGGCGCCUGAGCGCGCUCCUGCCUCUGAGCUAUCCCGUGCCGUCGCCUGCGACGCACGAGGACCUCGUGCCGCUGGACGAUCUUGUGUUGGAGCAGGAGCUCCUGCGCAACACGGACAAUUUCCGGUCGUGGAUGUCGUACAUUGCGCAUGUCGAGGACAGCAACUACCGCAAGCGUCCUCUGCCGGAUGCGGGCAUGUCGUCGGAAGCCGUGGGCCUCUUGGGCCUGCUCUCUGAUGCGUCGCAGCGCCUCGCGUUCCAGCGCAUCGUGAGCGUGUACGAGCGUGCCUUGGCCCAGUUUCCGCGUUCUUACCACCUGUGGCACAAGUACCUCGAUGCGCGCGCGCGUUUCGUGCUGGGCGAGCUGCAGGGCGGUGCUGCAGCCGCACGCAAGCGCAUGCUCCAGGCAAACAGCGUCGCGGUCGACGCAGGUCCGACGCUGCUCGACACGCGCAAGGCCGAAGAGCAGGCCAACAUCUACGAAGGCGGCCUCGACGGCGUGCUGGGCUGGAAGGAAUGGCACUCGCUCGCGGCCGCAUAUGAGCGUGCGCUCAUGUGGCUGCCGACGAUGCCGCGUCUGUGGCUCGACUACCUGAAUCUGUUUGUGCACCCCAAGUGUUCCCCGGCCUUGUCGCGUACGCAUGCGCGCCGCACAUUUGAUCGUGCGCUGCGCACGCUCCCCGGAUCGCUGCACCUGCGCGUGUGGAAGAUCUACCUGCGCUGGGCCGAGACGUGCGGCGGGCACGUCGCGCAAAAGGUCUGGCGCCGGUACCUGCGCGUGGACCCCAGUCUCUCGGAGCGGUAUGUCCGCCUGCUGGUCGACCACCGCGGCGCGCCGUGCUAUGCGGAUGGCGCGCAGUCGAGUAUCGCACCGGAAGAGGAGGACGAGGACGAGGACGAGCUGAGUGUCACGGCGCAGAAACGCAUCCUCGAGGCGUCCAAGAUCCUCUUGCAGCUUGCGCGCAAAGCGCUCGCCGGCACCUAUAUCAGUCCUGACGGCAAGAGCCCGUUCCAGCUGCUGAUCGAGUGGCUGGAGCUCACCGAGCGCUUCCCGGAGGAGAUUGGGCUGAGCCGCGAGGAGGAGGAGGCGUGUGCCCCCCUGGAAAAGAACGCCGACGGCUCCGUCAUUGAGCCUGCGAGCGAGACCGAAGCCGCGGACCCGUCCAAGCUGCCGGUGCACCGCAUCGUCGAGGUCGACGGUCUUGCGCGCUUCCCCGACCAGGCCGGGCGUCUGUGGACGGGCCUGGCGACGUACUAUAUCAAGCGUGGCGACCUGGUCGCCGCCCGCGAUACCUUUGAGCAAGGCAUGAAGCAGGUCGUGACGGUGCGCGACUUUACGCAGAUCUUUGACGCGUACGCCGAGACGAGCGAGAAUGUGAUCAGCUUCAUGAUGGAAGAGCUCGCGGAGGACGACGAGGACGCGGCGCCGGUCGAGGAGCGCGAGGCCGAGGUUGACCAGCGUAUGCAAGAGUUUGAGGAGCUGAUGGAGCGCCGGCCCUUCCUUGUGAACGACGUGCUUCUUCGCCGCAACCCCGACGACGUGCAAGAGUGGGAGAAGCGCGUCGCGUUGUGGGGCGAUCAGGACAAGAAGGUGAUCGAGACGUACAAGCAGGCGAUCGAGACGAUUAAUCCCCGCAAGGCGACGCCGAACCUGCACCAGCUCUAUCUGCACUUUGCGCGCUUCUAUGAGGACGGCGGCUCGAUGGCACGCACGGAUCCCAGCAAGGCACUGCGUGAUCUUCCGUCUGCGCGCCAAAUCUUGGAGCGUGCGAUCAAGGUGCCGUACCGCCGCGUGGACGACCUCGCCGAGGUUUGGUGUGCGUGGGCCGAGAUGGAGGUGCGCAACGGGAACUAUGACGAGGCGCUGCGUGUCUUGUCGCGUGCGACGGCGGGCCCCAGCGGCCAGAACAAGAUCCAGGCCGUGUCGUACUAUGACGACACGCUCCCCCCCCAGAGCCGCCUCUUUAAAAGCCUCAAGCUCUGGGGCCUCUAUACGGAUCUGCAAGAGUCGCUCGGGUCGAUCGAGAGCGCCAAGCAGGCGUUCGACCGGAUCAUGGAGCUGAAGAUUGCGAAUGCACAGACGAUCAUCAACUACGCCACGUUCCUCGAGGAUCAGCACUACUUUGAAGAGUCGUUCAAGGUGUACGAGCGUGGCGUCGAGGUUUUUACGUAUCCCGUCGCGUUCGAGCUGUGGAACGUGUACUUGAGCAAGUUUGCCAAGCGAUACGGUGGCUCGCGCCUCGAACGUACGCGCGACCUGUUUGAGCAGGCGCUCGAAAAGUGCCCCCCCAAGUUUGCCAAACUGCUCUACCUGCAGUACGGCCAGUUUGAGGAGGAGCACGGCCUGGUGCGCAAGGCGAUGAGCAUCUACGAGCGUGCGACCAAGGCUGUUGCCGUCAACGACCGCUACGAGAUGUACAUUUUCUACGCCGCCAAGGCCUCUGCGAACUACGGCCUGGCGGCCACGCGCCCCAUCUACGAGGCGGGCAUCGAGGCGCUGCCCGACCGCCAGACGGCGCUGCUGUGCCAGCGCUUUGCCGCGAUGGAGCGCAAGCUCGGCGAAAACGAGCGUGCGCGUGCGAUCUACGCACACGCGAGCCAGUUCUGCAACCCCAAGACGCAGCCAGAGUUUUGGAAGACGUGGAACACGUUCGAGAUCGAGGCGGGCACCGAAGAUACCUUCCGCGAAAUGCUGCGUAUCAAGCGCAGCGUCCAGGCGCAGUACAACACCGAGCUCGCCACGGUCCUCUCCUCGGUCGAGACCGGCGAGGCGCCCGCCGCGGCCGAAGGCGCCGACCCCAUGGCGAUGGUCGAGGCGCAGGCCAAGGGCGAUGCGCCCGCGUUCGUCUCGGCAAGCGCCUUGUCGCGGCCGGCGCAGGACGCGGCCAAUGCCGAGCAGGUCGGUGGCGAGGACGACGAUCUGUUGUAG